This is a messenger RNA of Chelonoidis abingdonii (Abingdon island giant tortoise), 843 nucleotides long. The record is from RefSeq and is a predicted model, not a curated record. Lineage: Eukaryota; Metazoa; Chordata; Testudines; Testudinidae.
AUGGAAGAAAAGCAUAAAUCUGGUGCAAGUUAUGUUUCUUCUUCUAAGAACCACAAAACAAUAACUAUGAAAACAAAAAUGGAAAUAAUUAAGAGGUCCGAAAAAGGUGAGACACCAACUGAAAUUGGUAGAGCUUUCUAUAUCCCCUGAACAACUAUCAUGACCAUCGUGAAUGACAAGAUAAGAAUUCAGGAACAUGUCAAGGGCUUGGCUCCUAUGCAAUCACCUGAGAUAACUAAGCAGCAUGUUGGACUUAUUGCUCAGGUUGAGAACCUGUUAACCAUUUGACUGGAGAAUCAAAAUCAACAUCAUGCUCCUGUGAGUUUAGGCAUAAUUCAAGAAAAGACUGGGAGUCUUUAUGGUGAUCUAAAGAAAAAACGGGGGAAUUCUAAUACAGAGCCUUUUAAUGCAAGAAGGGGGUGGUCUAUCCAUUUUAAAGUCAGGGCCAAUUUGCACAACAUCAAGGUCUCAGGUGAAGCUGCCAGUGCUGAUGAGGAGGCAGCUCGUGCUUUUCCUGAGACAUUGACUGAAAUCAUUGAAGAGGGUGGGUAUUGUGCUCAGCAAGUUUUUAAUGUUGACGAAACUGGGCUUUUUUGGAAAAAAAUGCCAUCAAGAACCUACAUUUCCAAAGAGGAGAAAUUCAUGCCAGGGUAUAAAGCUGCUAAAGAUAGGCUCACUCUUCUGCUCUGUGCAAAUGCUGCAGGAGACUUUAAACUUAAACCUUUGCUUGUGUACCGUUUGGAAAACUUCAGGGCUUUCAAGGGAUAUUCCAAGGCAUUUCUCCCAGUAAUAUGGAAAUCCAAUCCUAAGGCGGGGGUCAAUAAGAACAUUCUUGAUGUUUAA